GCUCAUUUCACUCUUAGAUUCAAUCCAUCUAUCGCUCCUCACUCUCGUCCAGACUCCAGUCCCUCUCUUCUUCUUCUUCUUCAUCGACCUUUCAAUCCAAAACCCACGCUUCCAUCUUCCAAACACUCGGAAAUCCCCAUACACCUUCUUCGUCCUCCGAAACCGCUGUUUCCCGGUUUCUUCUCCGACCACGGCCUGAAGAAAUUGCUCCAUGUCAGCAGGCGACCACCAUCCACAAGAGCUCGAAGCUUCACCGCGGCCAAAUGGCCAAUGCUUUUAUCCAAUUCUCUGCUCGAGUCCCCUGUUCUCUUGGCUGGCAGGGUUUGCGUCUUCUAUGCGCUCUUGAAGAUCGGUUUAGCUGGAUCCAAGGCUAACCCACUUGUCUCAACGGCGGCAGCAGCGGAGCUGGUGAUUUGGGGUUCUCUAAGUGGAUUGAGUCAAUUCAAGGCAACCCAGAUAAAGAAGCAUCUAACAAAUAGAAAUUAGUGAGCAAAUGGCAUCCCACCACCAAAGGCACACUCAGGAGGAACUACAGGGUGCCUUCAAAAUCUGAAGGAAGACGCCUCCGCAAAGCAGUUGCAAGUCUAUUAUCCAAGGUCACGGACGCCACUUCCCACAAGGGAUGUCAGAUUAGGAGGGAGAGUGGACAUGGUGAGAGUGUGCGCUGUAGCGACGUAAGGGCUCUCUUCGACGAACUGCCGACCCCUCACCUGAUUGUGGAGAUCACACUUUUCCCUGUUGGGUCUUUGACUGAGAAGGAUUGCCUCAAGGCUGAGAAGCUUGAAAGGGUGCUCAGGUCUGGGCCUUCUGUCUGAAAAGCACUACAAUUUUUUGAAUAUAACCCAACCGUAUCAUCGUACAUACGAAAUCCCCUUUUCAUCUACUUUACCAUGCUGAACAUUUCUAAUGAUAACUUGACUUUACACUAGAAAUGUCUGUUAGUUAAGCAGCCGGAUGAUGUGAACUCCUCUGAUACUCUUAAACAUAGAGGUGGCAAAUGGAUUGGAUCCAGUGGCGGACCCAGAAAUUUUUCAUAGGGGUGUCCUCUUUUAAAAAAUAAAUUAAAUAAAAAUAAAAAUAAUUAAUAAAAAUAAAAUUGUAAAUAUGAAAAUACCUUACUCGUAUAGGUUAAAAAAUUCCAUGACAUGUUUUCGUAUUCGAAAAUAAUUGUAGAAUACACUUGGUGUCUAUAGUGUUAAAUUUU
This is a messenger RNA of Linum tenue, 1204 nucleotides long. Lineage: Eukaryota; Viridiplantae; Streptophyta; Magnoliopsida; Malpighiales; Linaceae. The record is from the annotation of a GenBank genome assembly.